This is a messenger RNA of Helianthus annuus (common sunflower), 519 nucleotides long. Its product is annotated as protein CUP-SHAPED COTYLEDON 1. NCBI's taxonomy places the organism in Eukaryota, Viridiplantae, Streptophyta, Magnoliopsida, Asterales, Asteraceae. The record is from RefSeq and is a predicted model, not a curated record. Bases 1 to 519 code for a protein of 172 amino acids. The transcript is spliced from 2 exons. Gene Ontology annotation, biological process: regulation of DNA-templated transcription. Gene Ontology annotation, molecular function: DNA binding.
AUGGCCGAAGACCAACAAAUUGUUCCAUACAUUCAACAAGAAUUGCGUGAUUAUGAUGAUGCUUUAGAACCCGGUUAUCGCUUUUGUCCAACCGACUCGGAGCUCAUCAUCUACUACCUUAAACGAAAGAUUGAAUUAGGCGAACAACCCAGAUGUCGGAUAUAUGAUGUUCGUGUUUAUAGCCACCACCCUAACGAACUUACAGAACGUUACCGGUCGUGUGAAGGCAUAGGGUACUUUUUUACAAUGAGAGAGCGAAAACACCAGACGGGGACACGAGUGAAUAGAAGAACCAAGGACUUUGGGUAUUGGAAGUCGACCCAGAAAGAUACGAAGGUGUAUGAUUUUGUGACGAGACGAGUGCUUGGAACAAAAAGACCUUUAGCUUUUUAUGACGAGAAGGAUCAAAAGACUGAAUGGCUAAUGUACGAGUAUACUUGCAAUAAUCUAAAUAUCCCAAAUGGAAGCCAUUCCAACAAGGUAUAUUUACUAUUUCUACUAUUUCCUGUCAUAAGCUGA